Cololabis saira (Pacific saury) is the source of this 1532-nucleotide messenger RNA. RefSeq names its product phospholemman-like. Gene Ontology annotation, molecular function: sodium channel regulator activity. The coding region runs from base 583 to 852 and encodes 89 amino acids. The transcript has 9 exons. Lineage: Eukaryota; Metazoa; Chordata; Actinopteri; Beloniformes; Belonidae. Gene Ontology annotation, cellular component: membrane. Gene Ontology annotation, biological process: regulation of sodium ion transmembrane transporter activity. The record is from RefSeq and is a predicted model, not a curated record.
CGACCCCGGACCAGAGGACUGCACAACAAAGCGGAGCAGCACUUUAAAUACUGCCCCCUUUCCCCCUCAUUGAGCCGACCUGUUGCGUCCGCGUCUCAGUAGUGUCGAGGGCUGGGUGUUGGCGCACAUCUCUGGGGCCGAAAUCACGCUUCCUUCCGCCUCUGCACACAAAUAUUCUCCUCCUGGUCUUUACUUUUUUGUUGUUGUGGCUUUAACUACUCGUCAGAGUGCAGGAAGUGGAAAGUCACCACCGCGUGUGUGCCCUCCCGGUGCACAUGGUAGCUCUGCUGGUGACGCCUCAGCGUGGCAGCGAACGCAGCACGGACGCUCAGAGAGUGCGUGUUACAUAAAUGCAGCCAUCAGGGAAUGUGUUUAAGUGAGAUAGAAGUGUGGUUAUUGCAUUACUUUUUUUCUUUUUCACAAUCAUCCCUCACUGGACAAUUGAAAUAUCUCCUCUGACUAAUGGCCAUUACUGUAAAAAGAAGCACAAAGCCCAUUAGUCAUACACGGAUGCAGGCUGGAAAACAAGAUGAAAACGUAGUUCCAGACUGGAAUAGCUGAGAUUCAUCCUCAAGCCUGAAGAUGUCAAACGUUUGUGCUUUGGUGUUGGUGACAUUUGUGUCCCUGGUGGUUGCUGAGGAAGAGCAGAGAGCAGAGGAUAACCCCUUUACAUUUGACUAUCACAGGCUGCGAGUUGGAGGCCUCAUCCUAGCUGCUGUCCUGUGUCUCAUUGGCAUCACCAUCCUGCUCAGUGGCCACUGCAGGUGCAAGUUCAACCAGGACAAGAGGAGGAGGACAGGAAGCAAUGCUCAGCAGAUGCUCUCUGACCAAGGUCGAUCCUGCGACUGUUAGAUGUUAGAGAGAGCACGCCCACUUCCCUAAUGAGCAACCACCAGAGAGCACAGAGGAGCAGCAGUGGGAUUUAUUUUACAAGACAAAAUGCUUUUGCUGUUUUUAGACUUCAACAGAGAGUAGUCAGCGUGCACCUGAUCUCCGGGGGGAAGUUUUCUCCCUGAUUACUGAGCUACUGAUCUGCAGGCUGCACCUCUGCGCAUACACUCGGAUACACUGUUUACUCACUCGUGUCACUGUCAUUUGACUCAGUUGAAUUCUUGUCUUGCUGGGAAGUUGAAUUAUCCCAACAUUAACCAGCUGUGAGCCCCAAACGUUUGAGAAAUUCUCCUACAAGUCAGUUGGUGUCAGCACACAACACUAAAACAAACAAAUUACCAAAAAAUUAUCUUCCACAUCCACACAUUGUAUAUUGUGUUUGCCAUCACUUCUGUGGCAUUGUAUGUUUAAGGUAAACGUUGAUAUGGAUAUUAGUCACUUAUCAUGAGCAAUCUAACCUACAUGUUUGAAAAUCUACAUGCCUGUGUUUUCAUGCCAGAUAUAUGAAAGCUCUGUAGUCGUGAGGAUUUAGAGAAGGGUUGGUAAUUAUUAAGAGUUGUUUCCAUGUUUAGUUUUAUGGAGGAGAGUAGAUGAUUGUAGUGUUCAGAAUCAUGUUUAUAUAAAGGAAAUGUUGUACCAAC